CUCUGCCAGCCAUUGACCCUCCAGGUUGCCCUUCCGCCUCAUCAUCGACAUCUACCUGACCCUACCUUACCUCCUACCACCUCACCUAGCAUGGCGAAGCGUCGAGAGACUACCGAGCGUGCGGCUUCCCUGCUUGCCGCUGGUCCGCAUUCCUCACAGCAUUCCUCGCCAGCACGGCCCAGGCCCAACGCGUGUAUGCGAACGAGUCGACCCCAAAUCGGCCGAGUCUGACCACCAUCCAAGUUACAGAGCUCAUGAAGCCUAAGAAACCCAGGAUGGAUGUGCCGCCGACAUAUGACAAGGCCAGACAUGACCCAGCCAGCCAGCAAACACAACGAUACGGACGACUUGCUCUCGGACAGUAUGCCCUCCAUCCGGAAGCCUUUCCCCCGAGCAGAGUCAUCUACUACGAUGACAAGUUUGUAGUGAUCAAUGAUAUGUAUCCCAAGUCUACCGUUCAUCUUCUGAUACUCCCUCGUGAUAAGAGUAAGAACCUCCUCGGAUCGCAAUCAGCAUUCGGUGAUUCAGAGUUCCUGGCCGACUGCAAACGCGAGAAGGACAAGGUGUCCUUGAUGGUUGCCGACGAGCUUCGCCGACGCUUUGGACAGUACUCGACAGCAGAACAGGCCAGGAACGAAGCGAUGGACGCACACGAGCCCCCUGCAGAGCUGCCUCCCGGGCGCGACUGGCUGCAAGGCGUCAAGUCCGGAAUCCACGCCACUCCGUCGAUGGAUCAUCUACAUAUCCACGUCAUGAGUAAAGACAUGGUCAGCGAUUCAUUAAAGAAUUCCAGCCACUAUCGUUCCUUCACAACAGAUUUCUUCGUUGCCCUUGAGGAGUUUCCAAUGACCACGGACGAGUAUGAAAGAAAACGCCGGAGUAUUUCGGAAAAGAGCAUGGAGUGUUGGCGUUGCGGCCAAAAUUUUGGUAAUCAGUUGAAGAAGCUCAAGGAGCACUUAGAUGAGGAGCUCGACGCGUGGAAACGUGAGUAGACAGAAGGCACGACGGAGCUGUCAAGGCUCUCAAAUCGGCCGAGAGCCUGGAGAUCGACCGCAGAGACUUAUACCCACAAAGACACCAAUAUGGAAACAGCCCGUGAUACAGUUCCAUCGCAUAGAGACAAAAAAUGCGAAAAAUGCGAAGAGACCAGGCCUCAAGACCACACGAGAUACCUAGGUCAACAUAAUGGAAAUCUUGGGGGCUUCUUCUAUAUGUUACACGAUUGCAUUGAGCGAUAUGUGCAUUCACAGGCCGUUGUUCACUGUCCGGUCGGCUAGAGUGGCCUCUGGCGCCCUCCGAUUGUAAUUCAGCAUAG
This is a messenger RNA of Sphaerulina musiva SO2202, 1315 nucleotides long. RefSeq names its product HIT-like protein. The transcript has 3 exons. The record is from RefSeq and is a predicted model, not a curated record. The coding region runs from base 255 to 992 and encodes 245 amino acids. Gene Ontology annotation, molecular function: single-strand break-containing DNA binding; double-stranded RNA binding; DNA 5'-adenosine monophosphate hydrolase activity. Lineage: Eukaryota; Fungi; Ascomycota; Dothideomycetes; Mycosphaerellales; Mycosphaerellaceae. Gene Ontology annotation, cellular component: nucleus. Gene Ontology annotation, biological process: single strand break repair; double-strand break repair.